Budorcas taxicolor (takin) is the source of this 4902-nucleotide messenger RNA. RefSeq names its product trans-golgi network protein 2 (gene TGOLN2). The transcript has 4 exons. Lineage: Eukaryota; Metazoa; Chordata; Mammalia; Artiodactyla; Bovidae. The coding region runs from base 14 to 1060 and encodes 348 amino acids. Gene Ontology annotation, cellular component: trans-Golgi network transport vesicle; trans-Golgi network; endosome. The record is from RefSeq and is a predicted model, not a curated record.
CAGUCGGAGCAGGAUGCGGUUCCUGGUUGCGUUCGUGUUACUGAGCGUCGAGGCAGCGGACUUGCUGCUCAGUUCUGCUCCAAUCGCCGGAACAACCGCUCAGAAGAAAGAUCAGGCUUCUGCAGGAAGCUCCAGGCAGCACGUCUUGAUCGCUCAGUCUGGGCUAGAACACAGUAACCAAACCUUUCUAAAUCAGACCGACGCGAAAACCGACCCUGGCAAUUCGGGAGCCACGCAGCGCCCCGCGAAAACCGACCCUGACCAUUCGGGAACUGAGCAGCGCCCGACGGAAAGCGGCCCUGACAAUUCCGUAGCCGAGCACCGCCCCGCGGAAACCCACUCCGAUAAUUCGGGAACCGAGCAGCGCCCCGGGAAAACCGGCCCUGAGCAUUCGGGAACUGAGCAGCGCCCGACGGAAAGCGGCCCUGACAAUUCGGGAGCCGAGCGCCGCCCCGCGGAAACCCACUCCGAUAAUUCAGGAGCCGAGCAGCGCCCCGGGAAAGCCGACCCUGGCAGUUCCCCCAGAGACCAGUCCAACAAGUUGGUCUCCAGCCCCUCUUAUGAUAACAAGGAGUCCACCAAGGUUCAUGUAAACACAGUCGCUGGCAAAGCUCUGCAGACUUCCAGAACUGAACCUGGGGGAAAAGUGUUGGCAAACCCCUCUUCUCCCCAGCGGGAGGGAGGAGGUAAGCCCUUAGAAUUAACUGAAGAUGUGGAGCCCAAGGAGACUGAAGAAGGGGAUGCAGAGCCAGAGGAAGACGCACCACCCAAAGAAGGGAAAGAAAUGGUUGGCCCUGCCUCCAGAGAGAACCGUGAAGGGACACUUUCGAAUACCUGGAGUAAGAAGGAUGACCUUUAUAAGGAUAACCUUGGAAAUGCCAGUGCAGAGAGCAGCCACUUUUUUGCAUAUCUGGUGACAGCAGCCAUUCUCGUCGCUGCCCUCUAUAUCGCCUACCACAAUAAGCGGAAGAUUAUAGCUUUCGUCCUGGAAGGAAAAAGAUCCAAAGUUACACGGCGGCCAAAGGCCACUGACUACCAGCGUUUGGACCAGAAGAUUUGACUUUUACUGUUCUUGAGAACCUUGUCCCCCCUGCUGAUUUGUCUCUAAAUCAAGAAGAAUGAACAGAAAAACACUGUGACCUAAGAGACACCCCCUCCUCCAGGGUUUGGUGGCGAGUCGGGGCUAGCAGAGGUGGUGGGGAAGUGGGGUUGCUUUAGAUUUUGCACCUGCACUUUGUCGACCUUGUCCUCCUGUGUUCCCGUUAUUUAUGCUGAUGUCUUCCAGGCUGUCCCCCUCUGAGUGUGAGUGGAGGAGCAUGUGGGCACCCAGCUGUGACCAAAGGGAGAUCCUGGCCCUGGGUAGGUGCCCUGCCAGGGGCCUUGGGUUAAAGGUGGUUAGCCCUUGAGAACACCAUUGCACUCAACACUUUACCUUCGAGGGCCUAGGAGAAAACUGCAGAUUAAGGCCCAUUGCUACCAAGGCCUUUUCCUUUGUGGGGAUGUGUACCCCACAAAAGAUGUAGAAGGGGGUAACUGCUGAUGGCCUGAGGGCUGCUGUGAACACGAUUUUCUUCGAAGUCUCCAGCAGCAAACCAAAACAGCAGCUACAAAACAGGCUUUCUUGCCCUUAAGUCCAGCCUGCCUAGUGCAAGCUCUUCAUGCUCUUCUCACAGUUUCAUAUCACUUAAGACAAAGUGAAUCCACUUGCAUUUGGUUGUAGUGAGCAGAAAACUGAACCAGGGAUUUUGGGAGGAAAGCUUAAAGCCACUGCCCCGUCACAGAUGUUUUAAAAAUAAUAGUUAACGAUUAUAGAAACAUUGUGUGUAUGCCUGCUUACCAUCCUUACAGGAACUUUCUGAAGUAGAGUGAGUUCAUGCUUUGAAAGCAUGUAGGACUGUUUGGUUUGGGUCUGCAUUUUUUUAGAGGACUUUUAAGAAACAGGAUUCCCACAAAUUCUUACUUUGCUUUGUUGCCUAAAAUAUUUGUAUUUACUUAUAUUUACAAACUGAUUAUACUCUCAAGUUUAAGAAAUUUAGAGAAUUCCCUGGGGUAACUGAGGAUAGCCUUCUAGAUCAGACUGUUGUUUGAAGUUUCAUUUAAAUGUUGUGCUACCCUGUUAUAGAGAGCCUAAAGAGAGUUGUUUCUGCAAAGAAGAAACUGAAAGAGAAUAGCUAAUCUCAGGGAAAUUCUAAGAAAGUGGGAAGUGAGAGGAAGAGGGUGCGUUCUGGGCUGUUGAAGUCUGGUGGAAGAAGGGACCAUAGUGUUUGUCAUGGUGUCCUCCACCUCACUUAAAAUAGCCCAUGACUGAGUGGAGCUUUUCAUCCUCUGCAGGUGACAUUUGUAAAGGUGAGGAAUGAGGACUCUUGGCAUCAUCCCCUAAGACCGUGGUUGUUUUAUUUCCUUCUCUGUCUCCCUCUUCCCUGCCUUUCUUCCUCCCCUCUGAUAUUUUCUGUUUCUGCCUGUCUUCCACUGGCACCAUUUUCCUUCCACCUAUCUGUGUGCCCAGAAUCUCUGCUCCCAUCCAUCUUGUUUGUGGUCCAUUCUGCUGUUCAGCUUCUCCAGAAAACAGAGCUUCAGUUCCCUUGCCAUUCAUCCUCCUCAUAACCUUUACAAACUGAUUAGUCCCUGUCUUUCUGCCAAGAAUGUUUUCCCAGAGGUUCAGAUCACCAAAUCCAGUGGCUUGUUCUCAAAGCUUAGUCUUGUCCUGAAUAGAAUUGAACACUUACACCAUCCAAAUUCAACCUCCCCUCUUGUGGUCUCUGUGCCCUAGCUUCUGAGAACUCCUUUGCCUUUUCCUGUGCUGGUGGGGGAGAAUGCCUGCAAAGACAAGUCUAUCCCUUUGUCUCCUCAGAAACUUACUCCUUCUUUAGCCUCUGGAUGAGUGACUUCCAAGUUUCUGUCUUCGGCCUAGUUCCCAGAGAACCCUGUCCUGCCACAUGGUGAACAUUCCAGCUUGUCAACCUGUUGUCACUGAAACAGAAUUUCUCUUCUUCUACACAUUAAGUUGCCCCUCUCAAUUGUCCAGUCUUUUUAAUCAUCUCAACUCCAAGUUGACAUUUUUAUCUCUUGGCACAAAAGUCCUACCCAUUAAAAAGAAAAAUAUUUCUAGCUACAGUCUUUCUCCAUUUUCCUUGUUUCCCCGCCCACUUCGCUACCCUUCUGGAUCUUUUUUUUUUCCCUAGGAGCCACCUUGAUCUCUUGUCCAUUUCCUCUUGUGUGUGUAGAGACCAGAGUGAUCUGAAGCUUCUGUCUCGUGGCUCUGAGAAUCAAGCUCAUGAACCCGGGUGUUUACAGCUCUGCAGGCUGAUGCUGUCCUGCCUGUCUUUCCCUGCAUCCUCCCGGGGCCUAGGGCCCCUCUUGUCAGGCAACCAUCAGGCCUCGACAUCCUUGCUACAUUCUCCAGUCCCUGGCUUUUGGUGGCUGUUUUUCAGUUAGGGCACACUCCCUUCUCUUCUUUCCUUUGCCUCUCCAAAAACCUAUUUUUUCAGGCCCCAGCUCUAAUUUGGCCAUGCACCUUCCUAAUCCCCCACCCCACCUAAUCAGCUGUUUCUGUUUUACUCCAGUAAACAGAAUGUCACUUGUGCAUUUUGGAACUAAAGCAGAGCAGAGCAGUCCAGUCAGUAUCUGACAUCUCUGGUCUCCCCAAGAAAAUGAAGCUCCUAGCGGGAGCACCCAUGGCGCCAUGUGCAUAUCUGCCUCACAUGGUGCAGUCCCUGGGCACCUGAGUUCAUUUCUCCUCACAAAGGAGACAUGUUCUUUCUUCAGGACAUCUGGCUGUGACCUUACUGAGGCCUCACACACCGCUUUCUGGCUGCCAGUUGUUGCCCUUAUUGAUGGAUUUUUCUGGGAAGGAAGAGAGCAGACAGCAAGAUUGGUUUCAGGCACCGAGAGCAGGUUGGCACCAAGUGGACACAUACCUAUUGUGGAGUCCAUGUAGCUUCACUUUUUAAGCCUUGGAGCAGGACAAUUUCUUGUGAAAGAAUACAGUUGAAUUUAAGUUGCACUUUAGAAAUUGCACUGAAAGAAAUCUCCCACACCAAAGGAAAAGUUGUUUUCUGGGUCAUUGUCGUUUUGAAGAUAGGCUCUUUGAAGAGUGUUUUCCUAGAGAUUGUGUAGAUGAGGGUGAGCUGGUGGUAGUGGGAGGAUCUCUCUAGCUGGGGGUGGGGCGCGGAGCAGGCAGGAGAGGUGCCCUGUCCAGUCAGCUCUGUGCUUUACUUUGCCACCCAGUUUUUGGUUGAAGAGUGGUUUCUAUUUGGAGGAAUCGGUGCUUUAGAAUCAUUUGAAGAGUCUACCUAAAAAGGCUAAGUUAACCCGUAAAGACCCGAGAACUAGCUAUGUACACUCAAAUUUCUUGCCACAUGAUGACUUUUCGUGAAACUUGGUGAUAGACCCCUAAACCUCUCAAAUUCCCAAUAUGGAUUCUCAUUUCCUCUUCCCAUUUCACAUCAUUUAAUUCACAAGCCUGCCCCUCAUUUUGGGAGGGUGACUUGAUAUGGAAUGCUGCUGCAUGUGAGAUGAGAGCUGGCAAGCCUUGCACAUGUUCUGAAUUAUUGGAGCAGGGAGGAGAGCACACUGUACCAGAGCCUGUACUUCUGCCAGCUGUCUCCUAAACAUUCCAGGUGGGACCAUUGUGUCUGGCCUUGCCUUGCUUCAGAAGGAAACCUGGGGAGAGAUUUCUCAAAUUUAACUGUACAUCGAGAACCAAGACUGAAUCUCAGCCCAAUUCCAUGAAGUCACAUGUGGAUUUCCCAAAUACCCCAAUCUUGAAACUCCUCAUAAAGGCAUUGGGUCUGAGCUUUAUCAGGUUUCAACCUACCAACAAAGCCAGCUUCCUCACACUCUUUGGUAUUCCUUUAAUUCAGAACUCUUAUUAAAGUAUUCAAUAAAUGGUUGAUUGCUGAA